Cyprinodon variegatus (sheepshead minnow) is the source of this 3947-nucleotide messenger RNA. Its product is annotated as serine/threonine-protein kinase DCLK2-like. The transcript has 16 exons. Gene Ontology annotation, cellular component: microtubule cytoskeleton. NCBI's taxonomy places the organism in Eukaryota, Metazoa, Chordata, Actinopteri, Cyprinodontiformes, Cyprinodontidae. Gene Ontology annotation, molecular function: ATP binding; protein kinase activity. The coding region runs from base 741 to 2918 and encodes 725 amino acids. The record is from RefSeq and is a predicted model, not a curated record. Gene Ontology annotation, biological process: intracellular signal transduction; protein phosphorylation.
GCAUCCCCUUCCUCCGCAGGUGAAACCGGCCGCCACCGCUUCCCCGCAGCCCGGGUUAACGCACAGGCCCGCUGCGGUUAGGCUCGGCCGUAGCGGUUCGCCCCAUUUGGAUCCGCCGGUACUGUCCGGAACGCGGCGGGGGUGAGAGGAGAGAGAGGAGGGGGAGGAAGAGGAGAAUUCCUCCUUAGCAACAAACCGGUUACCCGGCAUUAUUGGGAUGGAUGGACUGCUGAUGACUGUGGAGGAUUAAACUGUUGCCUGGAACAAAAAUCCCCAAAAUGGACCGGAUCACAGGGAUAAUGGUUUAUUGAUUUGGGUUUAAAGCUGGACUUGUUUCCCUUGGUCUGCCUUCGAAAAACCAGACAAGUGAGGUUGUGGUGGGGUCACUGCAGUGUAGUAGCCUCAGGGACAGGGCUAAAUUAUAAAGCAGAGGAUUACUAUAGAAGGUCUGAAAUGCUUACAGGUCUUAGUAUUCUUCUACAAAUCUGAAACUACCUUGAAUUAGCAACAAGAUAUAGUAAAGUAAGGGACGCUUUAAGGUCUAAUUGUCCCUAUUUAGAAGAGGAACAGUAGAUCUACUCUAAACUACAUAAAAAUUCUAUAGACCGCAAUUAUAGACUCUUUAUUAUAACUGGAAUGUGUUCUUCCUGAUACAUUUUGAGGACCUAAGUAUCUUUCUUCCAUUUGAAUAUGGCUCUCUGAUUGGAUUAACUCUCAGUGCGACUGGAAGCUCCUUCAUCAUGUCUCUGAGUAAGACCCUUGAGUUGGAGCAUUUCGACGAACGGAACAAGGUCCGCCGGGGACGCUCUACCCGACCUAAAAGAGAUGACUCCACCGCCAGCGGUGGGGGAUCCGGCCCCAGUUCCAGGGGCAGCAGCCUGGUUCCCAGUCCUGCCCACAGCGCCAACUGUAGCUACUACAGGACCCGGACACUGCAGGCCCUCACCUCGGAGAAGCGAGCCAAGAAGGUCCGGUUCUUUCGCAACGGGGACCGGUACUUUAAGGGCCUGGUGUACGCCGUUUCUAGCGACAGGUUCCGGUCGUACGACGCUCUGCUGAUGGAGCUCACCCGAUCAUUGUCAGACAACCUUCAUCUGCCGCAAGGAGUUCGUACAAUCUACACCCUAGAUGGCAGCAAGAAGAUCACCAGUAUGGACGAGCUUGUGGAAGGUGAGUGCUACGUUUGUGCCUCAAACGAGCCUUACCGGAAGGUCGACUACACAAAGAUCUCCGUCCCGAGCUGGAAACCCGGCGCCGGCUCCGGGACCGGCGCGUCCACCUCCAGCCGGACGUCAACGGCUUCAACCGGAGUGUCGACGAGCACCAGCGCCGUCUCCAAAGAUCGGCCUGAGGGUCGAGAGAGCAGAGAGAGCAAAGACUUCAUCAAACCCAAGCUGGUGACGGUGAUCCGUAGCGGCGUAAAGCCUCGCAAGGCCGUCAGGAUCCUGCUCAACAAGAAGACGGCGCAUUCCUUCGAUCAAGUGCUGGCCGACAUCACCGAGGCCAUCAAACUGGACUCUGGGGCUGUGAAGAGGCUCUACACACUGGAUGGAAAACAGCUGACCUGUCUGCAGGAUUUCUUCGGGGAUGACGACGUGUUCAUGGCGUGCGGUCCGGAGAAGUUUCGGUACGCUCAGGACGACUUUGUGCUCACGCAUUCUGGGAAAACGGCAGCCUUCGUCAGCGAAUGCAGGACCAAAUCGACUCGUCCAGCGGCUCCUCAGAAAACUCCAAAGACUCCCAGCAGCUCUGGCUUUACCUCCUCCAGGACUCCUCCUAAAGGUCUGUCCAGGACAAAGUCACCUGGUUCAGGGAACGAGGCGUCAGGAUCCCAGUCAGCUGGAAAGUCAAACAGAUCCAGUCCAUCUCCUACCAGUCCUGGAGCGCGACGCAACUUAAAGAUCUCUCCUCGCCGGGCCUCUUCCACGGAUGUGAACGGGGAAGCCGAGCAGCCAGACGACGCUGAGGAAGUGAACGGAAACCGGUCCGUCUCCUCCUCCAUCAUCAACGAGAAGUACAAGGUGGGGAAAGUGAUCGGAGAUGGAAACUUUGCUGUGGUGAAGGAAUGUGUCGAGAGGGCGACUGGACAGGAGUACGCGCUGAAGAUCAUCGACAAAGCUCGCUGCUGUGGGAAGGAACACCUAAUAGAAAACGAGGUGGCGGUCCUGAGGAGGGUCCGACAUCCCAGCAUCAUUCAGUUAAUCGAGGUGGAUGAGACGCCCACUCAGCUGUUCCUGGUCAUGGAGCUCGUUAAGGGAGGCGAUCUUUUUGACGCCAUUACCUCCUCCACAAAGUACAGUGAGCGUGACGCCAGCGCCAUGGUGUUCAACCUGGCCGGAGCCAUCAAGUACCUGCACAGGAUGAACAUCGUCCACAGAGACAUCAAACCAGAGAACCUGUUGGUGUGUGAGUAUCCUGACGGCACCAAGUCCCUGAAGCUGGGAGAUUUUGGUUUGGCGACGGUGGUGGAAGGUCCGCUGUACACCGUCUGUGGCACGCCGACAUAUGUUGCACCAGAGAUCAUCGCUGAGACUGGCUACGGUCUGAAGGUGGACAUCUGGGCUGCAGGAGUCAUCGCCUACAUCCUGCUCUGUGGAUUCCCUCCUUUCAGAAGUGAGAAUAACGUCCAGGAGGAGCUGUUUGACCAGAUCCUCAGAGGGAAACUGGAGUUUCCAUCUCCAGACUGGGACACCAUCAGCUUAUCAGCAAAGAUGCUGAUCAGCCAGAUGCUGCAGGUGAACGUGGACGCUCGCUUCACUGCUGAGGAGGUCCUCUCUCACCCCUGGGUGACGGAUGAGGCACCAGGAGAGCCCAACACUGUGAGCGAACCUGAAGAUCACGUCAGCGAAGACGCACAGGAAUCAGAUCGUGAAUCUCCAGUCCUGGAGACCAAACAGGUUCCCUCCCCGCUGGUCUAGCUCACCCCCCCUUUCAUUGUGAACCAUCCACCCCCCCACUCCAAGACCAACACCAUCCAGACUGGAGAACAAGUCUAUCCGCUAGGAUUCAAAUAAUCCACGCUUCAAAAUCUCCGUUUAUCUACCAGAAACCAUAUUCAUAUUUUCUGACCUGCUUCUUCUCAUCUUUUGGGAAGUAAAACAAAUACAAAUUAACUUAAUGUAAUUAAAGCUUCUGGAACAAUCUAGAAAAGUUAUGUUCCUUUAAUAGUGGUGAAUACAUAUCAGGUAACGUCCUCUUAGAUAUAAACCCGAUCAGUGGGUUUAAAUCAACAGUUUUUCUGGAUUUCUUCCAUAUAUCUACAGUAUUUCCUCUCAGCUCUAAUCAGAAGUAUCAGAUAAUGUUAAAAAUUCAGCCAUAUCUAUGCAUCAUUUGUUAAAUGAAAUACCGUAUUUUCCAGACUAUAAGCGUCUACUUUUUUCCCCACACUUUGAACCAUACGGCUCAUAGAAGGUGUGGCUUUUCUGGAUCUUUCCUAACUGCCAGAGGGGGGGUGUAAAAGUUGAAAAUGAAAGAAUAACGGGCUAAUCUUCAUCUUGAACAAAAAUAUGCAACAGGUACCAAUGGCGUAAUGACACAACAAUAAGAAACAUUAUCGGGCAACCUUGAGCUUCACAGCUCCCCUCCUCACCCACGCUCUCCCCAUUUAUCUCCUGGUCACAAUCUUUACUCCCUGUAACAGCAACAUCUCCUUCUCCCUCUUCGGUUCUUUGAAAUAACGUGUUUAUUUUGGAAGUUUUUUCCAUUUUUCCAGCAGCUCAUCUUUCCUUUUUCUUUUCUGGAAUCUGCUUUAGUACCUCAUUUUGGUAACCAUUGUCGCUAACGCAUUGUACGAAACGGUUAUGGUUUCAGUCAACACUUUGGAUUACCCAUAAUUCCAAGUCGUAGUGUAAAAAAUGAAAUACUCAAAUACAUCAUUCUCUUAAGAUCUUUAUUGCGGUUUGAAACAUAUUAUGUGAGUGUAUUUUUUACCAACCGUCUAAUGAACU